CUGCGUGACAUGGGCUCCGUUUCGCGAUUCUCUCUGCUGCACUGCAGCACACUCAAGUAUCGUAUAUGAAAUUUUCAUCUACAAUGUAGUGUUCACCGCUGCUUAGUUAAGUACACCUACUUACUGGUGUGCUCCGAUUUCAUCUGUCUUGGGUUUUUUUUUUUUUUUUUUUUUCCUUUCGUUUUCGAGUCGCGAGGCUUUUAUCUUUUUGUUUUCGCAUCCAAAGGAUCAUGUUGGUGUUGUCCACGAGGAGAAAGGAGAACAUGACUGAUUGUAGUAUUAUGUAAUUCAGGAGGAUGGGAUCUUGUCAGCGAAACAGCGGAAAACGUACAGCGACACUUGCUGAAUCGCCAACUGUGUCAGGGUCACCACCGUCAGUCAGUCCGAUCUCGUCGUCAAUAGUCUUGCAGAGAGAAGGAGCGAUUAACCAGCCACUGAGCACGCCCGCCUCGCCGCUCUCCACCAUAUCCCCAAUCACCCAGACCUUCAACUUAUUGACUUUGGAGGACUGCACCCAGGAUCCCAAUUGGCAGGCCACGAAGCCAACAAUCAGGGAAAGAAAUGCUGCGAUGUUCAACAAUCCACUCAUGGCGGAUGUUCAGUUUAUCGUUGGGAGUCCAGGUCACACGCAGACCAUUCCAGCGCACAAGUACGUACUAGCCACUGGCAGUUCGGUUUUCUAUGCCAUGUUUUACGGAGGCUUGGCGGAAAAUAAAAAAGAAAUCGAGGUGCCCGACGUGGAGCCAGCCGCGUUUUUGGCUCUGUUGAGGUACAUGUAUUGCGACGACGUGAAGCUCGAGGCGGACACCGUGCUGGCUACCCUGUACGUCGCGAAGAAGUACAUCGUGCCGCAUUUAGCGCGCGCCUGCGUUACUUUUUUAGAAACGAGUCUGAACGCCAAGAACGCGUGUCUACUGCUGAGUCAGUCCCGGCUUUUCGAGGAGCCCGAUCUCAUGCAGCGCUGCUGGGAGGUGAUUGACGCCCAAGCAGAGAUGGCUUUGCGAUCGGAGGGCUUCGUCGAGAUAGACAUACACACGCUCGAAUCGGUACUGUCACGGGAAACGCUCAACUGCAAGGAGAUACACUUGUGGAACGCCGCCCUGAGAUGGGCGCACGCCGAGUGUCUCAGGCAAGAUCUCGAGCCGACACCGAACAACCAGCGACGAUUAUUGGGUAAGCAUAUAUUCGGCCGGAUGUCUGAACAGCAAAACUAUACCCAAAAAAUAACUGUAAAGAUUGUAUCGUCGAAUUUAAUUGCAGGUUCUGCUUUGAAUUUAAUUAGACUGCCUGCUAUGAACCUGGAAGAGUUCGCCAACAGCGUCGCGCAGACGGGUAUUCUCACGCAGCAGGAGACCAUCGAUAUUUUUCUCCACUUUAUCGCCAGCACGAAGCCCCAGCUCUGCUUCCCCAUAAAGCCACGGCAGGGCUUGAAAACCCAGGUGUGCCAUAGAUUUCAGUCCUGCGCGUACCGAUCAAACCAAUGGCGCUACAGGGGCCGCUGCGACUCGAUCCAGUUCAGCGUGGACAAGCGGAUCUUCGUCGUUGGGUUCGGGCUGUACGGAAGCUCGUCAGGCGCGUCCGAGUACAACGUGCGCAUCGAGCUCAAGCGGCUGGGCCGCGUACUAUCCGAGAACAACACCAAGUUCUUCUCCGAUGGCUCGAGCAACACGUUCCACGUAUACUUCGAGAACCCGAUCCAGAUCGAGCCAGAGAACUUCUACACGGCCAGCGCGAUACUGGACGGCGGCGAGCUCAGCUAUUUCGGCCAAGAGGGUAUGAGCGAGGCCACCGUGGGCAGCGUCACCUUUCAGUUCCAGUGCAGCUCUGAGAGCACCAAUGGCACCGGAGUGCAGGGUGGACAGAUACCCGAGCUUAUUUUUUACGGACCGCCGUCGGACGAAUGACGCAACUACACCACCGAAAUCAUGGUCUGAGAUCGUCGUGCUUAUCGACCCGACAACGUCGCGAUCGAUCAACAGCUGCAGACGCGUCAACGUUUAGAUUAUAUAUUUUUCCGCGUCGAAAGCGAGUGACUUUUCUAGCAUCGAUCCCAGCUGGAGGCACGUGUUUUGUCGUCUAUAGGGUGAUAUUUAUUUGUGCUAGUACACACAUAGCUAUAGUUGUAGAAAAGUUGUUCAACGAAACGCGUUUUUUCAGCUGGGGUUUGUGAUUAUUUUUCAGAAAGAGAAAGAGCACGCAAAAUUUCGAAACCACACUUAUGUGGCACAUAUGUUGUAGCGAGCGCAGCGAGCCCUUUUUUCCGAUGAAAUGGCAACGUUCAUUAAUAACGAUUGUUACACGCACUACAAUAUAAAUAUAGCUGUUGUUUGAAUUUUAAUACUUCAAAAGUUUUCACUAUGCAUGACCCCAUUACUAUCGAGUGCUAUGUAUUGUUUCGCUUUAUCUAUUGUAACUAUACAAGUUUUACAAGCGCAAUGUAGAAAGUGUUGUUUUUUUUUCGUCAAUGCGUACAUACGUACGUGGCAAUAUUGAUAUUUAUGUAGGGACUCCAAUCGUAUAAACUCAAAGAGAAAUGUCUUGCACGGAUUAUGUGGUCGUACCACAACAAAGAUUGUAAAUUAAUGCAAUAUGGUGAUUUUUAUAAAUAAAAAAAAGUGUUGUUGAACCGAGACAUGAGUAAUAUUGCGUGACAUGCAGUAGAGCAGCGGUAUAUCGAAAGCGCAGAUGAAACUUCAAAAUAAAUUGCGAGAGCACACUUAAUUCUACUACCUAAUUUAAAAGUUGUGAAAAUGUCUUUAUGAUGUAUUGUGACUAAGUGUUACUAAGUUAUUGCGGUAUUUUUAAUUUUUUUACGUUAGUAUUUUGUAUUAAAAUUAAAAAAAAAAAAAAUAGUGUCACUGGCUUUACAAUAAAAUAAAAAUGAUUUACCCCAUUUGAGGACUUUUAAAUUUCUUUCACCAGAUAACUUUUGUAUUAUUCUGUACUUAAGAAAUGUUGAAAAAAUUUCCAUUUGCAUUUUUACAAUUUGUUUUUUAUAUGUAGCCUAAGAUAAGUGUUACAAAGUUUGUUAGAUUAAGUUUUUAGUGAUAUGCAAGCUCGUUUGUUAUAGAAAAAAGUUGUCAUUGCAAAUUUAAGUGACCAUAACAUUAAAAAAGAAAAAUCUUUUGGUGCCAAAAACUUGUACGUUACGAUUGAAUGUACGACGAUUUUGGUUUACGUUGUAAUUCUUACUGGUUAUAUAUUUUAUACAUUUUUGUUAAAAUACUGAAAAAUCACGUCAUAAUCUGUUAAUAUUAGGCUCUCACAUUGUAGAUUUAUAAAUGAUAUAAUAUUGUAUAAGUAACUUAUUCUUUUAAAAACAACAUACAAUCCCUACUUUUUAGAAAAGUACCAAAUAUUUUCUACAAACGAUAAUUUCUUGUAAAAGUUGAAAAUUUUCUAGUUCGGGUAGAUAUCAAUUAGACAAUUUCAAAGGUAUGUACUAUUAUUAAAAAAGUGCUUUUAGAUAUAUAAAAAGUUAUCUGUAAGUGCUGAAAAAUGUAUGAGCAAUUAAACUACUUGCUGAUCAAUCAUAUUUUGUUCUUUAACCUUUACAUUGACUUGAUUUUUUCCUAAUGUUUUAUCAAAAA
Messenger RNA from Copidosoma floridanum, 3590 nucleotides. RefSeq names its product BTB/POZ domain containing protein 3 lute (gene lute). Gene Ontology annotation, cellular component: cytosol. The record is from RefSeq and is a predicted model, not a curated record. Gene Ontology annotation, molecular function: protein binding. Lineage: Eukaryota; Metazoa; Arthropoda; Insecta; Hymenoptera; Encyrtidae. Gene Ontology annotation, biological process: neurogenesis.